AUGUGUAUUCAUGGUGACACAUACGCAUAUUUCCGGAUGGGGAUCUGGCACACAGACAUGGUGAAGUCAGGGCUCUUCAGGGUCCCCCUGGAGGAGAUCCGCUCAAGGCAUGUUUUUCUGGAGAGGCUGGGGGUGUACGAGACUCCCGACAAGAAGGGGCAAACCCGCAUCAUCAACCCCAAGCUGAAGGACUUCCUGGGGGCCUUGGAGGACUUGGCCAGGGCUUCGCCUGACGAGUUUCAGGUCUUCAGGAAGCUCCUGACCCGCGAGCAAGAAGAGGAGAAGUAGGGGCAGGAGGAGGACUCUGACAGUGAAGAAGAGGAAGCAGAGGAGGGGUAUGAGAGUGAGGACAGUGAGCAGACUGAGUACACCAGGAGAAAAAAGUAACCCCCUUCUCUCCCUGCUUCUGGCAAAUGGACUUGUUUCUGUGUAAUUAUUCGUUUUUUCAAACUGUAUUGAUCCUGCC
Messenger RNA from Acipenser ruthenus (sterlet), 466 nucleotides. RefSeq names its product transcription termination factor 4, mitochondrial-like. The record is from RefSeq and is a predicted model, not a curated record. The transcript has 2 exons. Lineage: Eukaryota; Metazoa; Chordata; Actinopteri; Acipenseriformes; Acipenseridae.